AUGAGUUACAAAAAACCUGAACCGUUGAUGUUUACGGGCAACUUAGAAGAAAACUGGCGUGUUUUUCGGGAAUCGUAUGAUAUUUAUAUGAAAGCAGCUGGACUCGCAAAAACAACUAAUGAAACGCAAGUCGCUAUUUUACUUAACUUUGUUGGUAAAGAAGGCCUUAGUCGUUAUAAUACAUUUGUGUUUGAAACCCUGGAAGACUCUAAGAAGAUUGAUAGUGUAUUAAAAGCAUUUGAAGCUUACUACUUAAUUAAAGAUUGUGAGUUUGGUUCAGAGGAUGAAAUCUUACGUGACAAAGUAGUUCUAGACACUACUGAUGCUGAUACUCGUAAUCGACUUAUUAAAAAAGGUGAUAUCACUUUGGAUGAAGCUGUGGAAGCACUACGUAUUGCUGAGGUUCAAUAUCGUAACUUAACUCAUACUAAAGAUCAAUGGAGUGCUACUAAUACCUCUGGAAAUAGGGUGUAUUCAAGAGCUUUUAUGUUGCAACUUAGUAGUGAAAUUGUAUGUCAAAGGAAGCUGGAUAUUUUAAAAAGCUGGAGUCACAUUACAAGGUCUGUCAACCCUUCACAAUAUAAUUCUAUAGAAUUAGGAGGUGGAAUGCCAGUAGUGGUUUCACAAAGUGCUAGUGCAACAGGAUUUAUGCCUGCAUAUGGUGCUUAUUUAAAAUCUGGUGAUAGACAGUGUGGUAUGCCUGUAAUGCCUUGUGCUAAAAAUAAUUGCAGUCAUGGUAAAACUGCUAAUAAAACUGCCAAGCCAAAUACUAUUCAUAUGUCUCUAUCACUAAGAGAAGAAGUCAAGUUAAAUCAGACUGAAAAUGCAUGGGUUCCAACGGCUAUUAAAAAAACUACCAAAAUUGAUGCAUCUAAAAAUAAAAAUGAAGUUGAUUUAAUAACUGAGGAUGUCAACAAAAAUGUAAGAUCAAUUUUAAACAAAAUUACUCCAGAAAACAAGGAUUCAUUGACUGAAAUGUUUAAAGAAUUGUCUAUUGAUUCCUAUGAACGUUUAGAAAAAACAGUAGAUUUAAUAUUUGAAAAGGCAAUUGAAGAACAAAAUUUUGCUCGUCUGUGUCAUGCUAUGCAAGGUGUUCAAGUAAAUACUGAUGGCAAAACCACUUCAUUUAAAAAACGUAUCAUUAGUAAAUGCCAAAGUUUAUUUGAAUUGGACAAAGCUCAAGAAAUGGAUUCUGCUAAAAAACUUGCAGAAAUAAAUUCUUGUAAAGAUCCUGAUAAGAAAAAGGAACUUCAAACAGAAUUUAAAGAAAAUGAGGGAAGGCUGCGUAAACGUUCUGUAGGAAAUUGCAGGUUUAUCGGUGAGUUAUUUAAACAAAAAAUGCUUACACCAAAUAUUAUGUUGUAUUGCAUAAACAAUUUAGUCACUAAACACAAUGAAGAGCCAUUGGAAUGUAUAUGCAACUUAUUAAAGACUGUUGGAAAAGAGUUAGAACAAACUUACAACUUAAAUGAAACUUUUGAUAAGUUAAAAGGGUUAACUUCUAAACAAUUCAAAUCCAAGAUUUCCUCAAGAAUACAGUUUAUGAUCCAAGAUGUUAUAGAUUUAAGAGAAGAUAAAUGGAUAACUAGACAUUUAGAGAAUAAACCCAAAUUAAUAAAUGAGGAAUUUGUUAAAAAUAUGUUAAUAAGCUCAUUAGAAAUUAGUCCAAAAUGCCAAACGGAAACUGGCAAAAUGUUUGCUGAACUUUUAUCAAAGAAUGUCCUUUCUAUAGUGGCAUUAACUGAAGGGAUUGAUGCUGUUUUAAAAGAUUGGAAUGAUUAUUUAAUGGAUUACCCUCAAUUUUUUUCCUAUAUUGCUGCCAUUACUGCUCCGUUAUUAAUUUCAAAGACUGCUUCUUUCGACUUUUUUAAUUUAAGAGAUGCUUGCAAAUCUAUAUGUCCUGACAAUUCUAGCAAGUAUUUUAUUGAAAUUUUACAAAAAAUUCUGAGUUCUAAAGAAACUCAAGAUAUUAAAGAGCAAGGUGGAAUACUAUGGAUUUAUAAUAAAUGGAGGAAAUCGGAAAAAAUAUCCAUUGAUGUUUUUGUACCAAACAAUAAACUUAAUGAACACUUCAAAGAAGAUAGAGUUGGAGUUUUUUUACUAUCCAUUGCUAUGUAUGAUAAAAUGAAGUUGACUGAUAGUAAACUAUUAUAUGAUAUAAUGCAUCAGUGGAUAACUGAUAACAUUGAUGGAAAAAUAAUUGAAUGUCCUCAAUUUGUACGGGCAUUAACAAUUGCCAAUGUUUUAGUGUGUUUAAAGCCCAAUUAUUCUUUUGAUGACUUCUUUGACAAGGUGUAUGUUAAGUUGCUUACUUGUUAUAUUCAAUCUAAACCAUUACCUUCACCAGAAAUUCAAGCUCGGGAGGUACAAUGUUUGUAUGGAAUCCAAAUAAUGUCUGCCGCUCUUGAACAUCCAGCAGGUAUGGUAUUGAAACUGUUCCACAAGCUCUACCAAGAUAGUGUAAUCAGUAAAGAAUCCUUUGAACUAUGGAAAAAUGAUGAUGUAUUCAAACCUGGAUUCGAUGAAGACCUUGAAACAAAAACGUGGCAUCUAUGGUGUUGAAUUAAUUCUUCCUUUCUUUCAAAUCAAUUGAUUUGUAAUUUAACAUAA
Molecule: messenger RNA, 2610 nt
Organism: Adelges cooleyi (spruce gall adelgid)
Lineage: Eukaryota; Metazoa; Arthropoda; Insecta; Hemiptera; Adelgidae
Exons: 17
Cellular component (GO): eukaryotic translation initiation factor 4F complex
Molecular function (GO): translation initiation factor activity; mRNA binding; protein binding
Source: RefSeq, a predicted model, not a curated record